GGCAGUCACAUGAUUGCCUCUCUUGCAGCAGAUCGUUCUUUCUCGAGCGAAGGGAUCCUGGGGCGCCGGCUGGCUUCUUUCCUUUAGGGUUUGCAAUCCACCUGAGAUGCAGAUUCCGGGGCUUGGAGAAGGGGACGAAGGAGGAGGAGAGGAGGAAGAGGAAGACCGCACUCCGCUCCUAUUGCGAGGGUCGCCCUUUAUCGCCAAGGCGGGUGAGAAGAGCAGCCCCGUCUUUUGUCCUCAGCAUUGCUUGGGAGGCAGGGAAGGAGCAGAUCCGUCCAUCCAGCUUGCUCCAAUAUGCUGCUCUGCUCGUCUAAGUUUAGCCAUCUGGGCCUUCUUUGGCUUCUUUCUCUUAUACGCCCUCCGUGUGAAUUUAAGUGUUGCCUUGGUGGACAUGGUGGAAUCAAAUGCAAGCUUACCCAAAAAUACAUCUUCGACAUGCCCAGAGCACUCUGCAACUCCAGUUGUAUUUCGUAACACAACGGGGAAAAAAUAUUCCUGGGAUGCGGAUACCCAAGGCUUAAUCCUUGGUUCCUUCUUCUACGGCUACAUCAUUACUCAGAUUCCUGGCGGGUAUCUUGCCCGCCGGAUUGGUGGGAAGUUGCUGCUGGGCUUUGGCAUCCUGGGCACUGCCGUUUUCACUUUGUUUACGCCUGUAGCAGCAGAUCUAGGAGUUGGAUUCCUCAUUGCAGUCAGAGCUUUGGAAGGCCUGGGUGAGGGUGUGACCUUUCCUGCCAUGCAUGCAAUGUGGUCCUCUUGGUCUCCUCCAUUGGAACGCAGCAAACUUCUUAGUAUUUCAUAUGCAGGUGCACAGCUAGGAACUGUUGUGUCUCUUCCAUUGUCUGGCUUGAUCUGUUUUUAUAUGGAUUGGGUUUAUGUAUUCUACAUAUUUGGUGCCCUAGGUGUGCUGUGGUUCUUCUUUUGGGUAUUGAUGGUUAGUGAUACACCUGAAACACACAAAAGAAUUUCUCAUGCAGAAAAAGAAUACAUUCUCUCUUCUCUUACUGAACAGCUUUCUAGCCAGAAAUCUGUGCCUUGGAAAGCCAUGUGGACAUCCCUUCCACUCUGGGCUAUUGUUGUAGCACAUUUUUCUUAUAACUGGACUUUCUACACCCUCCUUACCUUAUUGCCUACAUACAUGAAGGAAAUUCUGAGAUUUGAUGUGCAGGAGAAUGGAUUUUUAUCUGCACUCCCUUAUUUUGGCUGCUGGGUUUGUAUAAUUCUCUCUGGCCAGUUUGCAGAUCACCUACGGGAAAAACAAAACUUUUCUACUGUAUGUGUGCGCAAAACAUUUACUCUAAUAGGAAUGAUUGGGCCUGCAGUAUUCCUCGUAGCAGCUGGAUUUAUAGGUUGCAAUUACAAACUGGCUGUUGCAUUUGUGACUAUAUCAACAACACUAGGGGGCUUUUCCACAUCUGGCUAUAGCAUCAACCACCUGGAUAUUGCACCAUCAUAUGCGGGCAUCCUGCUAGGAAUCACAAAUUCAUUUGCUACCAUCCCAGGAAUGGUAGGGCCGCUUGUUGCUAAAAGCCUGACUCAUAGCAACACUGUGGGAGAGUGGCAGAUUGUAUUCUACAUCGCCGCUGCCAUUAACUUAUUUGGAGCCUUUUUCUUUGCACUUUUCGGCAGCGGAGAAGUACAAGACUGGGCCCUUGAUGGUUACCACUUACAUAGGAACUGAAGGGACACUAGAGCUCAUCCUCAAGCAUUACAAUCAUGUGAUUUGGAUUGCCUUUCACAUGACAUCUACAAUGCCUUCUGCAACUCUCCUUUAUAGGGAUUAGAAGACAUUUUACCUUUUGAUAUGUUGAUUUGUUUUAUUUUGUAAUAAAUUGGGAUCUAUUACUGUAGUCUUGAAUUUUCCCUUGGUCUGUGAUUCAUGUGAGUCCGUCACAUUUUAAUUAAAGUAUCAACUUUUUAAAA
Molecule: messenger RNA, 1923 nt
Organism: Anolis carolinensis (green anole)
Lineage: Eukaryota; Metazoa; Chordata; Lepidosauria; Squamata; Anolidae
Gene: slc17a5
Product: solute carrier family 17 member 5
Exons: 11
Coding region: 107-1681 (524 amino acids)
Biological process (GO): monoatomic anion transport; transmembrane transport
Cellular component (GO): membrane
Molecular function (GO): transmembrane transporter activity
Source: RefSeq, a predicted model, not a curated record